CCCGGACUCUCUAACAACAAGGCCCAUGAUAUUUCCAGACACGCCAUGGAGGAUACCAGACAUCAGGAAAACCAAGAAGAUAUUCGUGAUGUCCUCCUCGCAACCAGCGCACUACAUAGCAACCGGGAUCUGGGGCUCGAGAGUGCUGGUUUCAUAACCAGCGUCACUGAACUGGGAGAUAAACACAAUUUGCAAAUAGGCGACCGCGUGUUCUGUCGGUCUGCAGGCUCUUUGGCAACCCACGUUCGAGUGGAUGCGAAACGGGGCAUCAAAAUUCCCGACAGACUGUCAUUUGAGGCAGUCGGCCUGUUCAGCACACACGCCACCAUGAUCCGAGGGCUUGUGGAAAUUGGUGGCUUAGAUUGCGAUGAUACAGUGUUGGUUCACUCAGCUGCGGACGCCAUGGGCAUCGCUGCAAUUCAGGUUGCUCUCACAAGAGGAGUCAAGCCGUACGCAUCUGUUGCAAAUGAAGAGGAGAGACGGUUCCUGCCGAGCGAGCAUGGCAUACCGGAAUCGCACAUCUUCUCCUCCCUAGACGGCUCCUUCGUUGCAGGCAUCAUGGAAAGCACGCGAUCUCGCGGGGUGGAUGCCGUGGUCAAUUCAUUUUCUGGCGAGCUGCUCCAUGAGAGCUGGAAAUGUGUUGCUCAGGGCGGAAUUAUGAUUGACCUCAGUGGAAAAGACAUGGCGGAUCAUGGCAAACUCGACAUGACCAUGAUCCAGGGGAACAGAGGAUUCCACGGUAUCGACACAGCUGCUCUGCUCUCUCAAAAGCCCGCGCUGGCUCGCCGACUCUUGGAGACUAGCUUGAAGCUGUACACCGACGGUCUGAUCAAACCGAUCUCGCCCGUCACUCGGUUCGACCCCGGAGACAUUAAACUCGCAUUCCAUCAGUUCCGGAGCAAUCGGCCUAUCGGGGCCGUAUGCAUCCAAUUCCCAGUGCAGAUCAGGCACGCUUCCGAAAGGACCGCUCCUACGUCCUCAUCGGCGGGCUGGGAGGGCUGGGAAGAUCGGCUGCCGUCUGGUUGGCCGAUCGCGGAGCCGGCUCGAUCGUGUUCCUCUCUCGAUCGGCCUCUCCCAGUGCUGGAGAGUUUGGCGCGAGAGCUCAAUGAGCCGGGAUGCCAGGUUCAGAUCUUCCCCGGCAGCGUGGCAGAUGCGACCACGGUCGAAUUCGUGGUCAGAAAUGCGGCGAAGCUAAUUGCUGGAAUGCUGCACCUGGCGCUGGUGCUCAAGGACGAGGCUCUCCUCGAGAUGUCCUUCGACAGCUGGACCGCCGCGACGGAGGCCAAGGUGCAGGGGACCUGGAAUCUGCACCACGCCUUGAAGGACCAGCCACUGGACUUCUUCGUUCUUCUCAGUUCCAUCUACGGUGUACAAGGAAACCCCAAGCAGGCCAACUAUGCCGCUGCCAGCACUUUCCUAGACUCAUUUGUCCAGUUCCGACAGCGCCAGGGCCUCCCGGCUUCCGUCAUCGACCUCGGCGUGAUGCAGGACAUCGGAUUCGUCAGCCAGCACCCAGCCAUCCUCGAGAACCUGCGACGUGCCGGGGCGCGACUGAUCUGCGAGAACGACUUCUUCGGAUCCCUGCAGUUGGCCAUCCGCGCUUCCUCCGAGCCCGCGCCCGCGCCACCCUCGCUCUCGACCAGUUAUGCCAGCAUUCCCCUCGAUGCCCGUGGCCUGGGCCUAAAGGUGCAAGGAACCAGUCAGGGGGGCGAUAAUACGCAGGACGCGCCGAGAGACGACGGGGACGUGCUGCGCCGGUUGGUGGAGAACGCAAAGCGCGACCCCAGUGCCUUGGACGACGAAACGGCCGUGGCCCAAGUGUUUGCCUCUCAUGUGGUCGAAUGUCUGAAGACGCUGCUGAUCUUCGGCGAUAACUCCGACCUGGACCUGAAUCUGGGACUGGCGGAGCUGGGUGUCGAUUCGCUGAUCGCCAUCGAACUGCAGAGCUGGUGGAUCCAGAAUUUUGCGGCGCACGUCACGAUUCUCUAGUUGACCACGAGCGAUUCCAUCAUUGAACUCGGUAGGCUAGCAAGGUCGCGACUGCUUGAGGGCUUGAGUGGUUAGCAAAACGGUCUGUGGCAAA
This is a messenger RNA of Aspergillus steynii IBT 23096, 2083 nucleotides long. RefSeq names its product MDR/SDR family oxidoreductase. Gene Ontology annotation, molecular function: fatty acid synthase activity; oxidoreductase activity. The transcript is spliced from 7 exons. Lineage: Eukaryota; Fungi; Ascomycota; Eurotiomycetes; Eurotiales; Aspergillaceae. The coding region runs from base 46 to 1989 and encodes 647 amino acids. Gene Ontology annotation, biological process: secondary metabolite biosynthetic process; fatty acid biosynthetic process. The record is from RefSeq and is a predicted model, not a curated record.